CUGCUCCUCCAAGGGCCGAAAAGAGCUGUAAUAUUCCCGUUCAGAACUUUAGGUGUCCGAGUUGUGGUCAAGACUUGUGCUUCUCCACGCCAACAAUGAUAAGGGCUGAUCUGUUUCUGCCGCCAUCACGUAAGGCCGAGUGAGUGACCUGUUACACUGUUUGGGCUGUUUAUUUUGCGGCUCUUGCUUGUUUUCUGCCGUUGGGCCGGCAAACAGGUGAGGGGCACCCACCGAGGCCAGGGGUUAGGCCGGCCCUCGGAGCCAGGUGUGAGUGUGCCCUGAAACUCGAGCCGCGGGGGGGAGGCCGCAGCCCGAGGAGAGGCGCUGAGUGACGGGCACAGGGUCGCCUGCCGGGCCGAGGAGGAGCCGAGGACGCGACACGUGCCGGGAACGUGCCGGGCUGAGCGGCGAGGGACAGAUGGAGCCCGACGGCGCGGCUGCAAACGAGGCACAAACAGAAUCUUUACCUUCAUCUCCCAACGCUGUGUCGCCAGUGCCAUUAAAUAACCCAACCGGUGCACCAAGGUUUGGAACAGUUACUCCAAAUCGCAUCUUUGUAGGAGGGAUUGAUUUUAAGACUAAUGAAAAUGACCUGAGGAAGUUUUUUGCUCAGUAUGGCUGUGUGAGAGAGGUGAAGAUAGUAAAUGACAGAGCUGGAAUAUCAAAGGGGUAUGGUUUCAUUACUUUUGAAACUCAAGAAGAUGCACAGAAGAUACUACAAGAGGCUAAAAAACUUAAUUACAAGGAUAAGAAGUUGAAUAUUGGUCCUGCAAUAAGAAAACAACAAACACGGAUUCCCCGUUCUAAUGUAAUACAAGAAGGUGGUACAAUGUACUUAACAACUUCCAGUGGAUAUCCUUAUAUUUACCAUAAUGGAGUGGCUUAUUUUCAUACUCCUGAAGUUGCUUCUGUUCAGCAGCCAUGGCCAUCACGCUCCGUUUCCAGUUCACCUAUGAUGGUAACGCAACCAGUUUAUCAGCCUCCUACUUACCAUUAUCAGGCACCAACGCAAUGUCUUCCAGGUCAGUGGCAGUGGUCUGUUUCCCAGUCUCCAACCUCUUCACCUUCGUUGUUUUACCUGCACCCGUCUGAAGUUAUUUAUCAACCAGUAGGGAUUGCCCAGGAAGGUGGUUGCGUACCUUCUCCUUUCCUUCUAGUGGAAGCUGCAGUUCCUGAGCCAUUUUCUGAUCAUGGAGUUCAAGCACCCCCUCACCAGCCUUUUGCCCAGAAUGCUAUAGCCAUGCCUGCACCUGUGAGUCAAACUAAGCAAGUUAAAACAGUGUGGAGCAUUCACUAUUAAGCACUUCGGGCAGCUUUAGUGUACCUGUUCUGAUUUUCUUGUCCAGUCCUUCCCGUGUGGCUGAGAUCAUCAACAUACCAGCUAGCAGCUGCCUGUUGUGAAGCUUAGGGUCAGUUGUUUCAUUGUAAUACUUGAUAUUUACAAAUUGCUAAACAAUAAAACAUGCUAAGGGAGAAUUUAACAUAAUCUGCGACACUAUUUAACUGCUUUUGGCAUAUUUGUAUAUUUUCUGAUAUUUAUGUAAAACAGAUAUAAUGUAAUUAAUUCCUGGGAUAGAUCUGUGUGUAUUCAUUCCAUAGUUACUUUCUUUUUUGUUCAACUUUCCAAAUUCAGUGCAUAUGUGGAUUACUUUUCUUCAACAAGGGCAGUUCUUAGUUCUUCAGUGUAUGAGUUCUGUUCAUGAAACUGUUUAAGUUUCCAUUAUUAGCAGCAUAAUUUCUUCCCUCCCUCUUUUUAUUUUGUGAUGUACAGUGGUUUGCAUUGAUGGAGUUGUACUUUGUGACAAGUGCUCAACCACAUUUCUUACUACGAAAAAGGUGCUACUUUGAGUUGUUUACUUCUCUUCAAAAAUAAGAGUAUCUCAAUAAGAGGAAGUUAGGGUAAAAUAUACAUUGUUUCACAUGUUAAAGUAAUUCCUUUCAAUUUGUUAAGUGACAGCCUUUUAAGCAGCCCCACAGUCCAUGGCAGAGGCUUGGUUUGUGGUUAGGAUGUGACUUUUUGUCUGCUUUGUUUGUAAAGCUUGUCCUCGGGAUAUGGCUUUUGAAAAGUCCCAUCAGUGUGGAAUUCAUUCUUCACCAUCGCACUGGGACUAGGCUGUCGAAAGGAAAAAAUACUUUGUGCCAUCCUUAUCCUUAUGGGAGUCAAGACUAAGGAGAAAGUAGGAAGAAUAUUUUGGAAUUGAAGUUCCGCUGGUGUGAGGAAGAUUGAAGUGGGUUUUAGAUGAAGGCUGGUACUAGACAGCCUGAGAGCCUAGAAAUGUGGGAAGGAAAUCUGCAAGAUGGUUUGGAUUGAGUAGAUGGUAAUAAACUGAAAUCUUGAGGUUAAGGUGGAUUGAAUAUCCUAAUAGGAAUAUAAGAACUACAAUAUUAGCUGAUAGUGUUAGGAAACUGGCAGAGCUGGAAAGAGGGAAAUGUGAAUAGUUCAAUAACAAAACUAAGAAGAAAAGAUAGGCAGGAGAUAUCUAAGUUGAAGUGCUCAGGAAUCAGAUUAUAUGUUUAAAAUACAUCUAAGAUAAACCAGAACAGUUAGGAAAACCUAAUGCUGAGUUUUGAACUUUUAUAGAGAAUAUGUAUAUAGAAUCUGUUAAAUGGUUUUGCGUGAUAACAUUAAAAAAAAAACAAAAACACUUCAGUAAGGCUAAAUGGUCAGUGAACAAAACUUUUUGUUAAGUAAACAAAAUCUGAACUCAUUUCAAGUUAUUGUUCUAAUAAACAAGUGAAGGUUCUUUUUGCCACCGUCAGAUUCACCUGUGUACUUAAGAGAAGUCUGUCUUUCCUUUUUGAACCACAGCUGUCUUGCUGAUGCAGAGUCAAAGUGCACAGUUAUUUCUUUUUGGAGUGUUAUUAAUGUAGUAGUUCAGACACAGCUUAAACCAGAGGAAACAAUGCAGCAUUUUUCCUCUCUCUUUAGGAAUCAAGGUUGCGUUCUGUGAGAAGAAAUUUUUCACAUCCAUCAUCUCUGUGACUCUGAAACCUUGGUGUACAUGAAGUCCCCGUUUUCAUCCUAGAAAAGAUUACAGACUGGAAGAUAAAAUUCUUACACCAGCUUCACCUACAGAUUCUGUAAAAUAGGUUUUUAGCCAUCCCACUUGCUAGUGUUCCUAUCACGUGGAGGAAGUGUUGUUCCUGACUUGUAACGUUUGCCUGGAUGUGCCUAAGUGAAAAUGCCAUUGGCUUUUGUAAAGGAAGAAGGUUUGGUUUUGCAGUUUGGACAGGGAAACACCCAAAACUGUGUUUUUAUCCUGGACAGCCUUUCUUAAUAAAAGCACUUUCACUGGACAAAAUUGUAAGCCGUAGUAUACAGCCUACUACUUAGGUAUGGGUUACUUAGAUUUAAUAAAAGAUGCCAUUUUGCAAGGGAAAAGUUCCUUUUCAUUUCUGGAGGAUAGAGAUUUAAAAGAUCUGUUAGUAAAGGUGGAAAGACCGUCUUCCCUACUUACUCACAGCUUUUACCUGCUAUAGAUUAUAAUUUGGUUAUUUAAAUCUGUAUUGCAAUAGUUUGAUUUCUGAUUUUGUUUUCAAUCAGAAUUCUCUGCUUUCAUGAGAUACCUUUACUUGUGCAUCAUUUCAGUGCUGGAGGAUAAUAACGUCUGAAUAUUUGGACCAUGAGUUUAAUAAUUGCUUAUUUUCAUAGGUGGGUGGCAUUUCUCUUCUAUACAGAAAGGAAUAUAUUUGGCUUUCUGCUGUGUUUUAAGCCUUACUGUUCUUAAUAGGAAAAAGAAUGACUUCAUUUAAUGUAUGUAUGAUAUCCUGGAGCUUUCGGUUUGUCUUCUCUGUAGAAGUUUGCUUUUUUGUUUGUUUCUUUUGUUUCUUAAGCACUCAGGGAUCCUGCACAGUGGGCAUUACUGUCAGCUGCUAAACUCUUUGUUAUAUAUAAAUACCUUAAGGGUGAUUCUGCCAGUCAGUAGCAUCUCAUUGGGUUAUGCAGGAAGCAAGAUGAAGUCAGUUGCUGUUCUUACACUGUUUUGGAAUUAUAUGAAAGGAGAUGCUACGUAUUGUCAUUUUAUUUACUGUCUUGGUUGCAUGUUUGCUUAAGGUGUUCUCCGUGUUUUGCCGGGUGGGUAGAAAUCUAUGCAGUAUGAUUUCAACUUCUUGUUCCUUUGCUUUUAAAGGAGCGUUAAUGUAGAAUCUGGGAGAUGGUUCUGCACACCAGGUAUCAGAUCCUUUUUUCCAUGUUUUUGAGGGGGAGAGCAGUUGCUGUAGUUUGUUGUGUCUCUGAGCCAGUCUUUGCCACCAGACUCGUCUAUCCAGCUGACUUGGAUUUGAUACAGAUUUUAGCAUUAGAUUUUAGAAUUCAUCAGUAUGAGAGCUAUGGAAGUGUUGGUGCAUCCUAACCCUUCAUUUCUGUGGAUGAUUUUUUGUACAGAUGUUUUCUUAAAUGCUGGGGUGUAUCUGAAGGUGUCAAAGGAAGGUUCUGUGUUCAGUUAGAGUCUGAUUUGUUCUGUCAUGAAACAAGAAGUCAUUUGACACAAGGCUCAGGAAAUUUAGUCCUAAGUCCUUACUUUUUAUGUUUGCAGUUUCAAAUUGGACUUGUGUGUUUCUAAAAUGGCUUAGAGAUGGGAGAUGUCAAGUUCACAGCAAGUACUGUGUUGGAGAAGUUGUCUGAACUGAUUGCUUGAAAAUGUACGACUGUAGUGCAGUCAUUUGUAGUGCAGUCUGUCCGAUGAAGUGGCAUCUACUGAAAAUAUUCACAAAAUAUCAUUUAUUUCCAUUUAUUGGAGCAGAUGAUGGAUUAUUGAUAAAUGGGUUGAUCUCCUGGCCUUUGUUUCAAAGAACACUUAAUUCAUUUUGACUUGCACGUGAACUUGAUCAUUUGGAAGCAUAUUUGGCAUUGGAUUCAGAAGUAUUGCCAGGUGUUCUUUCACAGGCUCUCUAACUUUGGUCUGGAGGUAUUAUUUGUUAGGGUUACGUAUCACCAUUUCUUAACAAUGUUUAGAUUUGAUCUGAGACCUCCAAAGUAGGAAGGGAGGAAAAGAGAAAUGGCUUAUUUUUGGCCUUUCUCCAGGAACUGCUGGUAACUGUUGAAAUCUUGAGGGCUUUCCAGUGAAACUGUAACUUAUCUUUCUUUAAAAUGUCUGCCAACAAUGAUGGCCGUAGGAAGUGAACUUCUAAGCUUUCUGUAGUGGAAUCCUUCCUUAGACACAAUGGAGGCACAGUAACCAGCUUCUGUAGUUUGUGCAGGGAAUACAUUGGUGAGAUGCACUAAGAACGGACUGUCUUAAUUUUUUCUCACAAGUGCUUAAAAUUGCAUUAACAUCACAGCUUUCAUAUCUUUUUUAAAAAAAAGCUUUAAAACUUUACACUGUUUCCUACCAUUUGUAGUUAUGAUAGCAUGGAGAUUCUUUACUGUAGUCAUUCAGUUAAGUGCAGAUGCUGGGGUCCUGAUUUGGCUUUGGAGAACAGCAGCGCUUCCUAAAGGCUUCUUCAGUUUCCUGUCAGUAGCUGUAAGGCCUUACACAUGUUAAGAGGGAUUGGAGCAGAUUAGGAUUGUGUUCCCUGGAUGCUCGCUAGCUAAUGGCAAGUCUUUGUGCACUACUUGUCCCAUCUUAGCAAACAGAAUUAACUCCCCAGUUCUUACUCCCUUUAGUUUAGUGACCCUGCUAGGAUUGUUUUCUACUGAGUUUCCUUUCACAGUAUUUUUAGCGAUUGUUGUUUGUUUAAUGUUACGCAUCCAUGGCAAGAUGCUCAUUCUGACACUGUGCUAAGUGAUGCUGUCUUACAACCCCUGGAUGUACAGCAGAGCUAUGCAAGUUAUCACUCUCCUGUAUUUUUAUGUGUUUAAUCAGGGAUUCUUUUAUGCAUUAAGUAGAACGUUCUAGCUCCUUAAUGUUUUGGGUUCCUGCUGUUGCUGGUCCUGUGUACUGGAAGUCUGUUCAUCAUCCCUGUAAGCUAUUUAGUUUUUUUCAUUGUUAUGUUUGAUUAUUCUGAUAUUCGUUUCUCCAAAUAGUUAAUGAGAAACUGCAUUCCAGUAGUAACUGAACAAAACCUGACAGAACACAUGGCUUUCUAAAACUGUUUUCCUGUUUUUAGCGGUUAUUAAAUGUAAGAAGUUGUAUGGUUGUGAAAUAGUUGGAAGUUGAGUGUAAAAAUUGCAGUAAAAUAGGUUUGUGGCUUUGUAGCAUUGAACAACUACAGUAGUUUAAAUACACAUGGUAUAUGGUUUCCUUCACUUCUGUUUCCUUUUAAAAAGAUGCACAUUGGGCAUCAUUAUAUUAAAGAUAACAAAUAUAAUGCCAGUGUCUUGAUACACUUGUACAAUCUUAUACUGAGUUUUAGUGUGAAAAAUCUGGAAAUACAGAAGGCAGAAGAGUAAUAUAUGGCUCUCAUUUGAGCAAUGUUUAAUGCUGCUGCUGAGAUGUAAUGGGAAAGUGCAUGUCUUAGCAGGCCACCUUAGACUUCUUGAGCCUCAAAUAAUUAGAAAAUACUGAAACUAAUUUGGAUGGCCUCACAUGGUCAUUUUAUGUCUCUGUUCACCAAUGGAGCUGUAAUCUACAAAGUGUGUAUAUUAAAAUAUAUAUAUAUAUAUAUUUAAUUGCUUUUUAAUCAGAUAAUUAAAAGCACAUUCUAAAAUGUGUGGUUUUAUAUAAUCACAGUUGUUACACUUGAUACUGUAUUGCAUGUACAGAAGAUCUAUUUAAUGCAGCCCUGUUAAGUGAGAUGUGCAUAGAUAACUACGUGUAAUACAUGUGUAGGUCUCAGAGAAUUGUUCAUGGCUGUACAAAUCCAAAGCUCUUUCUGUGUGUGAUAUAGCAGUUAAAAAUAUAAUAAAUAGCAGUUUUUAACUUUUCACGAAGUUCUGGUUUGGUAGCUGGGAGUUUAAUGCAUAUAUGUUGGUCUGUAUGUACUGUUUUAAUUGUAACUUUUGUUUAUUGUAGCACAGAUGAGUGAUUUAAACAGUUGAGAGAAAUGUUAAGAAUGGAAGUGAUGAGCUGUUGUCAUUAAACUGUGCUUCUGCAGUCAUUAAAAUAAACCGUUGUCGUCAUC
Molecule: messenger RNA, 7002 nt
Organism: Coturnix japonica (Japanese quail)
Lineage: Eukaryota; Metazoa; Chordata; Aves; Galliformes; Phasianidae
Source: RefSeq, a predicted model, not a curated record